Rotaria sp. Silwood2 is the source of this 609-nucleotide messenger RNA. Lineage: Eukaryota; Metazoa; Rotifera; Eurotatoria; Philodinida; Philodinidae. The record is from the annotation of a GenBank genome assembly.
AUGCGAGAUAAUUUAUCAGAAUUUCCACAUUUGGAUAAAGAAUUACUUAAUGCAGCAAUUAAAGAAGGAAUUAAAAAAUCACGAAAUAGCAGACCUUAUUCAACUCGAGUUAGUCAACCAUGUAUCGUUAAAUUGGAUACACCAAUCCAUGCACUUAAUGGCCGAACUGAUAGUUCACUAUCAAAUUUAUAUGAUAUUUUAGGUAUUUAUCAGCAUCAUGAAUUAUCACAUCCAUUUUCAUCAUCAAGCGCUGUUGGAAAUAAUUCAGGUCCACAAUAUCAAACACAUGAAGGUGAUUUAGGAAAUCGAGGUCAUCUAUUAAAACAAUGGAAAGAACGAUGGUUUGUUCUUGAUUUUGUUCCACAUGAACAUCGAUAUUAUGAUAAUAGUGAUGAUCAAACAGUAAAAGGUGUUAUUCUUUUAGCUGAUACUGUUGAAAUUCUUCCUUAUGAUGGUUCAUUUCUAAAUCCAUUAAGACGAUUUGAUAGUCGAGUUGGUUUUGAAUUGCCUACAAAUCGUCGUAUAUAUAAUUUUAUUGCUGCAACUGCAACUGUGAAAGAUGCUCAAAGUUGGAUAGAAAAAAUCAAAUCUUGUCUUCUUAAUUCAUAG